CUCGCAGUUUGCCACAGGGUUUUGCAGUCUCCUGAUUUCCUCAUGCCCCCGAGGAGCCCGCAUGGGCAAUCUUCUUUGUAGUUUCAGAAGGUUUGUUGCCCUGAAGGUCGCAUUCUGAGUUGAGGAGUGCAAAAAUAACCCCUUGUUUUGCCUUUCCAAGAUCUGCCCCAAAGAUAAGCUGUUGCUCUUCUGGAAAGCCUGACUGGUAGGAUUCCUUCAGGGGUUCAGCCCAAAGUGCUUCCUUUCGUCCCCUCACCAGCUUCACUGGCGAUCAGAGCUUGCCAAGGACCUCUGGAGGAAAAGCUGCUGGAUUCCAUCAUCUCACCCACAAAUGGCUAAUCCUGGAGGUGGUGCUGUUUGCAAUGGGAAUCUGCACAACCACGGGAAACAGAGUGACGGCUCACCGAGUGGAAACUGCGCGAAGAAUGGGAUAGUGAACGAAGCCCAGCAAAAUGGGAAGCCACAUUUUUACGAUAAGCCAAUUGCUGAAUCCUUUGAAGAAGCACCCCUUCACGUUAUGGUUUUCACUUACUUGGGAUAUGGACUUGGAACUCUAUUUGGCUAUCUCAGAGACUUUUUGAGGAGCUGGGGAAUAGAAAAGUGUAAUGCAGCUGUAGAACGAGAAGAACAAAAAGAUUUUGUGCCGCUUUAUCAAAACUUUGAGAAUUUUUACACACGGAACCUGUACAUAAGAAUCAGAGACAACUGGAACCGGCCCAUCUGCAGUGCCCCGGGAUCUCGGUUUGAUGUGAUGGAGAGGGUGUCAGAUGACUACAACUGGACAUUUAGGUUUACUGGAAGAAUCAUCAAAGAUGUCAUCAACAUGGGUUCAUAUAACUUCCUUGGCUUGGCCGCCAGUUAUGAUGAAUCUAUGAGGACAGUAAAGGAUGUUUUAGAAGAGUAUGGCUUAGGUGUGGCCAGCACCAGACAUGAAAUGGGAACCUUGGAUAAGCAUGAAGAGUUGGAGAACCUUGUGGCUAAGUUCCUGAAUGUAGAAGCAGCUAUGGUCUUUGGGAUGGGAUUUGCAACUAACUCAAUGAAUAUCCCUGCUCUAGUUGGAAAGGGAUGCCUCAUUUUAAGUGAUGAGUUAAACCAUGCAUCUCUUGUACUUGGGGCCCGACUUUCAGGUGCAACUAUAAGGAUCUUCAAACACAACAACAUGCAAAGCCUAGAGAAGCUCCUGAGAGAUGCUGUAAUCUACGGCCAGCCUCGAGUCCGCAGAGCUUGGAAGAAGAUUCUCAUCCUAGUGGAGGGCAUCUACAGCAUGGAAGGUUCCAUCGUGCAUCUGCCCCAGAUCGUGGCUCUAAAGAAGAAAUACAAGGCUUACCUCUACAUAGAUGAAGCUCACAGUAUUGGGUCCGUGGGCCCAACUGGCCGGGGUGUUGUAGAAUUCUUUGGACUGGACCCUCGAGAUGUCGAUGUGCUUAUGGGCACAUUCACCAAAAGCUUUGGAGCUGCAGGAGGUUACAUAGCUGGAAGGAAGGAGCUUGUGGAUUAUUUACGAGUUCACUCACAUAGUGCUGUAUAUGCCACAUCCAUGAGCCCCCCAGUAGCUGAGCAAAUCAUCAGAUCAAUGAAAUUUAUCAUGGGACUGGAUGGUACCACAGAAGGGUUGCAGAGAGUACGGCAGCUGGCAAAAAACACGAGAUACUUCAGACAGAGACUGAAUGAAAUGGGAUUCAUUAUCUAUGGCAAUGAGGAAUCUCCCGUUAUUCCCCUGCUUCUUUACAUGCCUGCCAAAGUAGCGGCUUUUGCAAGGCAUCUGUUAAAUAGAAAAAUCGGGGUGGUGGUUGUUGGAUUUCCAGCUACUCCCCUCGCAGAAGCUCGGGCUCGGUUUUGUAUUUCAGCAGCACAUACGCGGGAGAUGCUAGACACAGUUUUGGAAAACCUGGAUGAAAUGGGUGAUCUCCUGCAACUGAAGUAUUCCCGGCACAGGAAGUCAGCACGCCCUGAACUGUACGAUGAGACAAGCUUUGAACUGGACGAUUAAGUUUCCUGGUCCUGAGUUGCACCUAAAGACUUUGCCAGAAAGACACCCCCCCCAUGCCUCAAAAGAAAUAUAAAUGGAUUUCUCCCCCCCUUUCUAUGCACAAUUUUGGUUUCCACACCAGCUUAAUUGAACUGAAGAAAAUGUUGUGUUUUUAAUGUCUCCAACUCGGGAGUGCAGAGACAAAAAUAUGGUUCCAGGUUUUAACUUUCUCCUCUCCCAAGUAUCCUACUACAAAUACACACACACACACACACACACUUCCUAGAACAUUUUUAAUGGCAGCGAGCCCAUGCUUUAGCUGCUACUGUGCAGACUCUUUGGUCCAGACUCUUUCAGGCGUUCCAACCAAAUGAGAGGGUUUGGGUUUUUAAUUCAGUAAAUCUCACUAUAUUUUUACUUAUUUCACCUGCAGAUGUGAGCAAGGGUCAUGGGCAGUAGCCGACCUCCUUGUUUCCCCAUAUGUGCCCCAGCUACAACUCAUCCAUAUCACUGGGAGCUCCAGGCAGGAGGGUAAAGAAAUGUUGCCUCUACCAUUUGCCGCAUUUGGACUUUAUCCAAGGCUGAGUGUCAAAGCCUUAGUUAAUGUUUGGAGAGAGAGAGUAGGACUGACCAGCAGGGACUAGAGAUAUCUUUGAAGGAAACUUUCCUUUUCCUCUUGCUGGUAUCCUACAGUUUUACAGCUGAGCUCUUGAGGUUUGGAAAAUUCAAGACUUUUGUUUCAUAAGGAAAGGGGCAGAAAGCAAACACAAGCCAAUUUUAGGCCUAGAGUAAAACCGUAAUGUUACAACUGGAAGGUUUUGGUGCCAUGUGGAGUGAAUGUUUCACUUGCAUACAUAACCCUUAUUUCUCUAAGGAAUGACUUGUCAUUUUCCUAUUAAAUUUUUAGUAAAUGGUGAGAUUCAAUUUCCUUUAGAGUUGACUCUCCAGACUAUACUUGAAUGUAUUGAUUCAAAACCGACAUUAAAAAGCAAAUUCUAUUCAACUUUUUCAAGACUGACACCCCUGUUCAAGCCUAUUAAAUAGUUCUCACUGUCUGCUGGCACAUGUGAUCCAACUCUGGUGUAAAGUGGGCUUGUACACUAUUGGGCAACGAACUGUAAUUUACUUGAGUUGUCUCUAUCUUUCUGCCUCUGCUCUCUCUCUCUCUUUCUAAAUGUGAACACAAACUUAAAUGGAAUAGUACCUCUUUGCUAAUUGGAUCUAGUUGAUAUGGAAAAAGCCAGUGGAAAACCUUAUCUUUAACAAGCUCCCAGAUGGUUCCCAGAUUUGGAAACUCUAAAGAGCAGUGGUGACCUUUUAGCAAAGCUUCUGUAAUAGUUCGAAUGAGUUACAGAACAUUCCACUCCAUCAAAUGACAGUAUAAACAAAUCACUUCAAGAGAGGUUUGACUCAUGACACAGAUGGACCCAAGCUCUCAUGCUGUGUACUGAGAUAGAAACCCAGGCCAGAACACCAGUGUUGAAGAGAGCAAUAUGCCCUGGUGCUCAUGACUGAUUAAAGGAUAAAAGUGAUCAAUGUGGAAAGCUUUUUAUGGGGAAAGUAUAACCCCUACCAGGUAUAUCAGCUUAAAAGUGGAUCACGGGGAUCCCUGGGUGGCGCAGCGGUUUGGCGCCUGCCUUUGGCCCAGAGCGCGAUCCUGGAGACCCGGGAUCAAAUCCCACGUCGGGCUCCCAGUGCAUGGAGCCUGCUUCUCCUCUGCCUGUGUCUCUGCCUCUCUCUCUCUCUCUCUCUCUCUCUCACUGUGUGCCUAUCAUAAGUAAAUAUAAAAAAAAAGUGGAUCACAAUGAUGAAGUUUCUCACAAACAUUUGUAAGCAUCACUAUCAGCAGAAGAGGAGAGGAAGUGAAUUCUGACAAUGCAGUUGCCCCAUCCAGUCACUAGUUGUGAUAACUAAAUUCCAACUCUCCCCAAUGAUUUGGUGCACCAUUACCGAUGCAAAGAAAAUAUACGUGGUAUACGUGUCCCCCAAAAAAGUUUUCCUCUUGAAAAUGUGCAUUUAAAUGAAAUUAAUUCUAGUCAAUUGUCCAAAAUGUGUAAAUGUCUUCAGUUCUAUAAAAGGAACAGUAGACAAAGAGGGCAGUGAAACAUCUGAGCUUUACUGAGGUACAGCAAGCAAUAAACAUCCCCUUCCAUUCUAGAUGUCCAUCAUCUUCAUACACACCCCUUCACACCCACCCUUUGAGUUUUAAGCCUUUAGAGGGGUGUCUUUGUAAGCAGGAAUUUUCAUCUAUCACAUGACUUUUAUGGAGGAUCUUGAGUCUGACUCAUGAUAAGAAAAUAAUUAUUUAUCUACAUGGCCUAGGGAGCAAGGGGGACAUUACUCCUGCUUCAUCAAGAUCCCAGAGUCCUGGGACAAUUUAUUACAUUCCCAGGUACAAAAGAAAAAAAAAAACUACCUCUGUCAGAGGGUUUACACUGAAUACACUUAUGAGAACAACUAUAAAUCAAAUACAAUGUUUCCUGAGAACAUUAGGAAGGCCCAGAUCCCACAGGGAUGGUAAUAUAAGAGUAUAUGUCAUAUGUAGAAUGUGGUUGGUUAAGAAGGUAAUUAUGAGAAUUUUUAAUUUUUAUAAGAAAACAUCUGCUAGGUUAAUAAAACCACAAUUUCAAAUCAGUAGGGAUUAUUGAGUCUCAAGAACUAUACUACAGCCAAAAUGUCCCUUUGGCCGGUUCGGUUAAGAACGAGAAUUUUCUAACCAAGCUCUGUUAUGUACCCCAAACAUCCCAAAUGCAUGUGUGUGCGCAUGCGCACACACUUUUCCCUUCCUUUACAGAGCAAGCAAGAGUAUAAAGGUACAGAGGUGAGAAUCUGGCUCUGGUGAGAAUCUGGUUGAUAAAUAGAUGGAAGGUGUUCUAAAAGUGGUAUUCGUAGGGGGGAUAUUUGUAGGCGAGAUACACUUGCUUAACAGGGAAAUGGCAUAAACACAUUCCUAAUCUUAUUGUGGAACUGUGUUAUUGUAGAUGUUUGGCUACACUGCCUUUCAGCAUGUUUUGGUUUGACAGACACCAUGGGCUUCAGAAUUCAUUAGGAAGCUUAUUAAAAUGCAGAUCGCUGGGCCCCCCACCAGACUUCCACAUAAUCAGAAUAGCUGUAGUGGUGCCCAGGAACUUAUAUUCAGCCAGCCUCCUCAGGAGCUUCUAACCCAUGUCAUAAUUUGAGAACCAUUGUUGGAGCUUUUGUUUGCAUAGAUCAGUUGUCCCUACUAACAUAACAAACUUUGUCCUGAUUCUCUGUUGACAAGGUGUUUAUACUACUGAAGUUAAGUGAAUUAUUCCCAUCUCUUCUCAAUGGGACAUUUUGUUCCCAUUAUCCAGGUACCUUCUCUUUCUACAAAGUUGGAUAUUAAGAAUAAUCUGCCUCUGAUUAUUUAUUUACUCCAACAAAAGCUCUCAAAUAGGGUAAAAGUUAACAAUUCUUCACACAUGCAAUGUUCCUCUAUAUUUUCUUCAGAGAUAACCAGUAUUAUAAAUGGCUUACUCUGACUUACAAUUUUCAAUGAGGAAAACUUAACUCUCUGUCAUGUACUUGAAUUUAUGGCAAUAAUAACAACUAUAUUUUGAACUUACCUGGUAAUUUCUUGGCUAUUUUUCCUGAUCUCUGUAUGGACAACAUAUUUGAAGUCUGUUUUCUCAGAACACCCUAUGCAGCUGUGUAAUUUUUGGAAAUUAAAAGGCGUCUGUAUUUUAA
Nyctereutes procyonoides (raccoon dog) is the source of this 5677-nucleotide messenger RNA. RefSeq names its product serine palmitoyltransferase long chain base subunit 3 (gene SPTLC3). Gene Ontology annotation, biological process: ceramide biosynthetic process; sphingosine biosynthetic process. The transcript has 12 exons. Gene Ontology annotation, cellular component: serine palmitoyltransferase complex. NCBI's taxonomy places the organism in Eukaryota, Metazoa, Chordata, Mammalia, Carnivora, Canidae. Gene Ontology annotation, molecular function: pyridoxal phosphate binding; serine C-palmitoyltransferase activity. Bases 332 to 1990 code for a protein of 552 amino acids. The record is from RefSeq and is a predicted model, not a curated record.